Salvelinus fontinalis (brook trout) is the source of this 1176-nucleotide messenger RNA. RefSeq names its product keratin-associated protein 4-6-like. Lineage: Eukaryota; Metazoa; Chordata; Actinopteri; Salmoniformes; Salmonidae. The transcript is spliced from 2 exons. Bases 1 to 1176 code for a protein of 391 amino acids. The record is from RefSeq and is a predicted model, not a curated record.
AUGGCGGCAGAUCCCCUGUGCUCCAGUGAUAUCUGGUUCUACGGAGGCAGAUCCCCUGUGCUCCAGUGGUGCCUGGUUUCCAUGGCGGCAGAUCCCCUGUGCUCCAGUGAUGCCUGGUUUCCACGGCGGCAGGCCAUUCUGUGUGUCCUGCAGCAGUGUGUCCUGCAGCAGUGUGUCCUGCAGCAGUGUCCUGCAGCUGUGUGUCCUGCAGCUGUGUGUCCUGCAGCAGUGUGUCCUGCAGCAGUGUCCUGCAGCAGUGUGUCCUGCAGCAGUGUGUCCUGCAGCAGUGUGUCCUGCAGCAGUAUCCUGCAGCUGUAUCCUGCAGCAUUGUCCUGCAGCAGUGUGUCCUGCAGCAGUGUCCUGCAGCUGUGUGUCCUGCAGCUGUGUGUCCUGCAGCAGUGUGUCCUGCAGCAGUGUCCUGCAGCAGUGUGUCCUGCAGCAGUAUCCUGCAGCAGUGUGUCCUGCAGCAUUGUGUCCUGCAGCAGUGUGUCCUGCAGCAGUGUCCUGCAGCUGUGUGUCCUGCAGCUGUGUGUCCUGCAGCAGUGUGUCCUGCAGCAGUGUCCUGCAGCAGUGUGUCCUGCAGCAGUGUGUCCUGCAGCAGUGUGUCCUGCAGCAGUAUCCUGCAGCUGUAUCCUGCAGCUCUUUGUCCUGCAGCAGUGUGUCCUGCAGCUGUGUGUCCUGCAGCAGUGUGUCCUGCAGCAGUGUCCUGCAGCAGUGUGUCCUGCAGCUGUGUGUCCUGCAGCUGUGUGUCCUGCAGCUGUGUGUCCUGCAGCAGUGUGUCCUGCAGCAGUGUCCUGCAGCAGUGUGUCCUGCAGCAGUGUCCUGCAGCAGUGUGUCCUGAAGCAGUAUCCUGCAGCGGUGUGUUCUGCAGUAGUAUCCUGCAGCAGUAUCCUGCGGCAGUGUGUCCUGCAGCAGUGUGUCCUGCAGCAGUGUGUCCUGCAGCAGUGUGUCCUGCAGCUGUGUGUCCUGCAGCAGUGUGUCCUGCAGCUGUGUGUCCUGCAGCUGUGUGUCCUGCAGCAGUGUGUCCUGCAGCUGUGUGUCCUGCAGCUGUGUGUCCUGCAGCUGUGUGUCCUGCAGCUGUGUGUCCUGCAGCAGUGUGUCCUGCAGCUGUGUGUCCUGCAGCUGUGUAUCCUGCAGCUGUUUGUCCUGCAGCAGUGUCCUGCAGCAGCAGUGUGA